Molecule: messenger RNA, 5486 nt
Organism: Cannabis sativa
Lineage: Eukaryota; Viridiplantae; Streptophyta; Magnoliopsida; Rosales; Cannabaceae
Product: L10-interacting MYB domain-containing protein
Exons: 4
Coding region: 279-2660 (793 amino acids)
Molecular function (GO): nucleic acid binding
Source: RefSeq, a predicted model, not a curated record
GUUUCUUGGAUUUCUCGUAGUUUUAAUGAUUCUGCUCAUUCUCUAGCUAGGUGGGGUUUGUCCCAUAAUUGUAAUGGUACUCUUCGUUUCUGGGAGGUGAGUCCCCAUGUGCUCACCAAACUGCUUUUUUCGGCUUAAUGAAGUUGUUUUUCUCAGCAAAAAAUUUAUAAAAAUUAAAAAUAGUUAAGGGUGAAAGAAUAACAAAAAAACAAAACAGAUUUGAAAAGAGUGAGUUAUGCCUGUAAGAGCUUCACAGCUUCGAAGAGAGGAAAAAAACCAUGGAGAUUGGUCAGAUUGUAUGGGUGAAGGUACAAGAUGAUGAAUCUUCUGGAACGUGUUGGUGGCCUGGGCUUAUUCAAACAAGGGAAGAACUUACCCAUGGUUGCUUACUCUUCUUGGUCUCCUUCUUCGACCACCAACACCCUCGCCGUUUCCAACUCUCUCAAAUCCGUUCUUUCAGUGAAAACUUCCUCCAACUGUACUCCACCGAGGAUAUCGACCGCUGCAGCGGCGCCAAUGCCAUGCUCGAUUCCGCGUUGCGAUUGCUCUGCCGGAGGAUCGCUCUUAGCCUCAGAUGUCGCUGCCGGUCGGAAAUAUCUGGUAGUUGGCUCGGAGACUCAGAAACAGUUGUUGGCACAGAUGCCUUUGAGGCGAAGAGCUCGUUUCGGCCCAAGGUGCUGCUGGAUUUCGUGCAGAACAAGGCUGUUUUGCCUUAUGUUGAAGUUGAGGGUUUCAUCGGCGCAGUUAGAGGAAUUGCACAAAUGCAGGUUCUUCGAGAUUUCAUUGCGAUUCAACAGAGGGAGGCUUACCGGGAAGCAAGGCGGGGCAGCCGCUGCCUUGAGAGAGGUGCUCACUUAGACAAACAGUAUUAUGCAUGUUCAGGUUUGGUUGCAGAUGAAGUGUGUAAUUUAGAACCGAAUUUUGAAGGUCAUUUGUCUCCUAUUCCUGUGAACAUGAACGUGGAAUCCGAUAUGGAAAAAAGAAUGAGCCCAACUCAUAAACCCAUUAAUGGAGGUGUACUGGAGAAUAAUCUGACUCAAUUUAAGCAAGGAGAGGAUCAACAAUCAGUUCCUGAGAUGCUGGUAAAUUUGCAAUGUCUUGCGUUGGAUUCAUUUUGUUUAGAGGUAAAUUGCUUCAAUAUCACCAAGCAAAAUGUUUUGAGGUUUAGAAAUUUUCUUUCGCAGAAACUUUCUGGUUUAUAUAUGAAAGACAAAACGUGCCCUUUUAUGAAAAACAGAGAAGCCUGCUUUUCACACCUUGGUUAUUUUAAGACUCAGCAAAGUGUUGAUGGUGGUGGAAAUAAAUGUGAUACUACAGUCAGUUGCUCCAUUGUGCCUUACAUGGAAAGGCCCCGAACACAACUUGGCUGUAAGAGAUCUCUUGACUUAAACUUUGUUUCCGAUUCUCCUCUGCGCAAAUUAAGGUUUAAAGGACAGCUUGACCAAAGUGUCGUAUGUGAUUCUUUCAAGUUUAGUGAGAGAAUAAACAGAAUUGAUACUGAGGUAGCUUUAUUUAAUAGCUUUUUUAGAGGCCUUUCUUUCUUUGAUCCUUCUUCUAAGUUGUGUCCUACUGUACCUUUCUUUUCAUACAAUCACAUUGAUCCUUAUGCUGAAAGAAGUCAUAAUGGUUGGAAGGAAAAUUCAAGUCAUAAUAUCUUAUCAGGUUCUCCAGAUAAGUUAGAAAUUCAAAGCUCAAGGACCCAUAUUGCAACCUAUACAUGUAAUAGCAGUUUGUUGGAAAAUUUCCACAACGUUUCUGAUUUUUCUCUCUGCAAAGAUUCAGCUUAUCAUGGUAGAAAUAUUGUUGAUAUUCUCAAGGAUGAGGAACUUAAAGUGAAGGAUACAUACACGUCUUCUGUCAAGUUGGAAGAGCCUGAUGUAAAUGUUGGCGUUCUGAAAGAGCCUAAUAGAACUCUCAUCACUUGCCAUGAUAGUGCAAGGGGUAGGAUUGGAACUGUAUUUCAGAGUGAAGAUAUGAAGGUUGAUACUGGCUUUACUACACUCUCAUCUUCUGCUGCUGACUUAAAUUUUAGCGAGAUAGUUUCUACUCGUGCUACUGAUGUUGAGAACGGUGAAAACGAUUUAGGAACACAGUUAAAGCCAUCAGAGCUCCACCUAAAUCAUGAUAAAAUUCAAAUGAAACCUUGCGACAACAAGGGUGUUGUUACAUAUUAUAAAAACACCAAAAAUGUGAGCUCAACUGAAGCUUCAAAAGUUGGACUUCAUGAUUCUGAAAUGCUUCACGAGCCUCUGCAGUCAAAUGCACUCGCCAGAUUCGCUAGCUCAAAAUCUCUGUUCUUGAAGUUCUACGUAGAUUCUAAUCUGCCAUCAAAGCAGGAACUGGUAAAGAAAUAUUCUCCGUUUGGCUCAGUUGAUUAUGUAAACACCAAAAUCUUCUGUUCAGCAGGGUCUGCCAAAGUGGCUUUCCUUAACCAAUCUGAUGCUGUUGUGGCUUACCAACAUUCUAAGAUGAAGAAGCUUUUCCCUGGUCAACUAUACGUUCGGUAUUGGGUUGAUUCAUUUAUAAACACAAGAGGAAAAACGAAAUUGUUGACUAGGAAACAACUAGAACCUAAACUAAAAUCAUGUCUUCGAAACUCCAAAUCUCAUGGGAAUGAAGACAAAAAACGUAGGAAGGUGAGGUUUCUAAUGGAAACAUAGGCCUUGGUAAUCGAAUUCUGCUGACAUGAAAUUGGCAAAACUUUUUCCUUUUUUGACCAGGAUAGUGAUGUUUAGAAUGUGAUUCUAUAUCUAGCUUUGGGUUAAGUUUAGAUGUCUCUUGACCAAAUUUGGCCAAUUUUGUGGAUAUGACAUGCAUUAGGUAUAGUUCAAUUUAUCUCAAAAAAACUAUCUUCUGGUAAUGUUUGUUACUGAUCAAAAGUGCCAACUGGCUUGUUCAUAGUUCAUUAACUAUAGUUGCACUUGUAUGAGACAAGCAAGUGUUUAUUGUACAUAUUCAACUAGUUCAUGGUCACUCUUUGUAAAUCAUAUUAGAAUUGACACAACAUUAUUAGGCAUGAGCAGAGGGCACUGACAUAAAAAUUAAAUUUAGCAAACAAAGAGAAUAGCAAUAUUUACAUAUUUUAAUUUUUUAUGCAAAGAAUAAAGUUACAAUAUAUUGUAUUUUUUUCAUCAUUAUUAUUCAUGAGUUAAAACAAGAACAGUAGAACACUGUCAUUGUUACCUAUACUUUUAUACACAUUUAAUCCCUGUCUUAAUUAGAUUAAAAUUCCAAAAAUAACUUACAAUAAAACCUCUAAAAAAAACUAAUUAAUAGUACCUUACCAAAUUAUAUCCUAAUUCUCACAUUAAAAUAAAUAAAUGAUAAUUCUAUCACUACUUCUUGUUAUUCGCCUUGCCAACUAUUCUUGCAAGAUUAUGAUGGUUGCACUUUAUUACUUCCUUAAAUCGUAUUCAUAAUUCAUUUUUGUAGGGGGAAACACCAAAAAAAUAUAUAUUUUGUAAUAAAUAAAUUAUUAAAUAUUAGGCAAUAUAUAAUGAACAUAAUUAUAUAUUAGCGUUUUUGUUUUAAUUUUUUUUAUUUUUAUACUUCAAAGCAAUUUUCAUUUUUAUGAAAAAUUUACAUAACAACCAACAAAAUAAUUUAAAUUGCAAUUAAAAUUUACAUAGCAAUCCACAUUAAAACUAUUAAAGCAACUCAGUAAAUUUAAAAAAAAAAAUUAAAAAAUACUUAUAUAUUUUGCAAAGGGAUGUAUAAGUUUCGAUUUUAAUGUUAUUUUAUAAAUAUAAAAAAGCAUUAACUAAACGAAAGGGUCUAAAUAUAAAAAUAUUAUCAAAUAAGGUUGGAAAGUCAAUUCAAAAGGUUGUGGUGGGCUUUUUAGAGAAGUUCCGAAAUUGUAUUAUUUUCUAAAACUACCCAAAACCCAACUGACCAAUUGGCAAGGAAGGGUACAUUCUGUGACCUUUCCAACACUAACAAUGGAGAAAACAGAAUGCAAAUAAGGGCAAAGAGGAAGAAGGUUGAAGACGCCUCAGUACUGUGGCUCAGAACCCCAAUUUCUCAUUUCUCAGCCGACCACCUAAACCAACUGGUUUCUCACGAACUAGAAGUAGUACUGAUGAUUGGGAAAAAUUUAGCUGAAGCUUUGCUCCUUGGAGGGAGAAGAAAUCUUGUGUUUGAAAUUCCAUGACACCUUAGAUUGGGCGAGAGUUUUGUUUGCUGCCCAACUGGGACAUAUUCUUCUCAUUGAAUCUCUUGUAUGGCUAAGCCGUUUCACGUAGGGACGGAUCAGUAUGAUCUGCAUGCACAGAGAAGGGAUACGAAGCACAAAGGAAGGAAUGUUGUGUGGUCAAUUGCAAUGGACAAGUGUCUAAUUGAAUCUCUUGCCGUUCAAGCAAAAAAUGGAAACAAAAUCGAUAAAUGCUUUAAUGAAAAUGCUUAUACUGCUGCGUGUAUUGCUGUGAAUUCUCGUUUCAACUUAAACUUAAAUAACCAAAAAGUUGUUAAUCGUCUCAAGACAAUAAAGAAGAGGUAUAAGAUUAUGAAGGAUAUGCUAAGUCAUGAUGGGUUUAGGUGGAACCCAAAUACAAAGAUGAUCGAGUGUGAGCAUGAAGAGCUUUGGAAGAGAUACAUAGCUGUGAGUAAAUAUUUUUCUUCUUAGCUUUUGCUUUGACCUUUGGUGCAUUUAUUUUGUUUAUUCUAAAUUAUUUGUUCAUUAGGCACAUCCUGAUGCCAGACAAUUUCGAGGAAAGCAGAUAGAGAUGUAUGAUGAACUAAAAAUUGUCUGUGGAAAUUAUCAAGCUCCUAGUCGCUGGGCUAAGUUAAAAGAUGGGAGCUUUCAGCCCGAGAUAAAGAAUUUCGAGGAUGACUCUGCUUCGUUUGUUUCUGCAAGUUCUGAAGAUGUAAGCGAGACAGAUGGAACAGAGUCACAUACUGGACCACCUGAGUAUGCCCAGAUGCCAGAUGGUAGUCAAGAACCUCCUUUGAUCCACCCUCUAAGGCAGCUUCCAAAACGGCCUCGAAGUUCGGAGGCCCUUCAAGACGCAAUGUUGGCAGUGGCAUCAAGCAUUCGACGCUUGGCUGAUGCAAUGGAACGAAGCAAUUAUUCUAUUGACUCAUCUGAGUUAUUGCAGGCUGUGAUGGAGAUCGAUGGCUUGGAAGAGGCCAAACAGAUGUAUGCAUUCGAGUAUUUGAAUGCCGAUCCUAUUAAAGCGAGAGCUUUCUUGACUUACAACAAUGUCCGAAUGAGGAAGAUAUAUUUGUUUCGACAGUUCUGGUGGUGGAAGUGAAGUGAAGUGAACUGUCUCAGACCCAAUUUUGGGAUUCUUUUGGUAUAUAGAUUUUGAUGUUAUAGAACACGUAAUUUUGUGGGGGUGUUCUUUCUUACGCAUUAUUCAAAUCAUCUUUGGUAUCAUAUUCUAGAGGUGUAUGUACAGGUAUCAUGGUGGAUGAAUAUAAAUGCUGUCAUCAACAACUGUAGACACAUUAUUUACCAACUCAAUAGCAGCAUCAUCUUCUGAGUUUAA